ACAUACAUGUCAGGCAUCAAUAUCUCAGGUUGGAACAAGAAUACAGCAAUAAACAUCACAAAACACAAACAUCUUAAUUAAUAUCAAUGGAGAUAAAGCUAUCUCAAGCAGCAAUUUUUUUGGCGAUAAUCUUGUUGGGGCUGAUGCAGAAUAUUGCUGAGGCUCAGGACAGAAACUGCAUAAACAAGCUGCUCCCAUGCAUGAAUUUCUUGAAUGGAACAAGAGGGAAUCCACCAGACAGUUGCUGCAAUCCAUUAAAAGAUGUGAUAAGGAACAUGCCUGAAUGCUUGUGUCAAAUGGUAAGCAUCAAAGGCAGCAACGCCGCGGAGAAAGCUGGAAUUGACAUUAACGAGGCUCAAAUGUUACCUGCUAAAUGUGGACAGCCUGUUAAUUACAUGGGAUGUCUUAAGGGAGCAUCCAAUUCCGCCGGCUACUCAAUGAGAUCUUCAACUAUGACAAUACUACUGGCUGUUGCUUCUUUGCUUUUUGCUCAACUUCUGUGGAGUUCAUGACCUCAAUUUCUGCUUUCUGUUGGCCUCAGUUGAUAGUUUUUUUUUUUUUUCUUCCUAUUUUGUUAACGGCUGAAUAUUGAAUUAGUAUCCAUCUUAUUUAAUUUGUUUCUUUUUCCGUACCUACUCUGUGUAUUGCUGGCUGUAAUUUUUUGGCAUUAUGUAAAGCAAAAGUUUAAUGACAAACGAUCCUUACUGCCC
This is a messenger RNA of Lycium ferocissimum, 710 nucleotides long. RefSeq names its product non-specific lipid transfer protein GPI-anchored 30-like. The record is from RefSeq and is a predicted model, not a curated record. NCBI's taxonomy places the organism in Eukaryota, Viridiplantae, Streptophyta, Magnoliopsida, Solanales, Solanaceae. The coding region runs from base 87 to 512 and encodes 141 amino acids. The transcript has 2 exons.